CCCGGUGAGCCGGGGCCUUCCGGUCACGUGGCCUGUCAUGGCCGCCUCCACGGCCCGUGGCGGUGUGAGCGCGCGGUCCCUGCUGCGGGCGGCCGGGGGCUCCUGGGGGCUGCGGACCGGGCGGUGGGCGAUGGGAUCCAGAACCAUCCGGACCACAGGCGCGCACCGCGCAGCUGAGGACCAGGACUGCGGCCCCGAGCAGCCGCGACCCGCAGUGAACGUAGUGUUCGUGGACCGCUCCGGCAGACGCAUCCCAGUGACAGGCAGAGUUGGCGACAAUGUUCUGCACCUGGCCCAGCGCCACGGGGUGGACCUGGAAGGGGCCUGCGAAGCCUCCCUUGCGUGUUCCACCUGUCAUCUGUACGUGAGUGAAGCCCACCUGGAUCUCCUACCUCCUCCAGAGGAGAGGGAGGACGACAUGUUGGACAUGGCCCCAUUGCUCCAGGAGAACUCAAGGCUGGGCUGCCAGAUCGUGCUGACCCCAGAACUAGAAGGGGUUGAGUUCACCCUACCCAAGGUCACCAGGAACUUCUACGUGGAUGGCCAUGUCCCCAAGUCUCACUGAAAUGGGGCCACUGGAGCCACCACCAGGGCCUUUCCACCCUAACCCCUACCCCUGGGCCCCAGAUCUUAGAAGAGCCAGGAUUCCAGCCCCAGAACACACACAGAGGUGUUGGAAUCACUGUGAGAGACCAGAGCCCCAGCUUGAGAGACAGCCAGGGUUUAAGCUUGGAUGGCGACAGGGUCUCCUCCCUGGGGUGAGUCCACCCAGUGCAAAAGGUAGACUGUUAACUAGAGAUGGACUCACAUCAGAGCUGCAAUAAAAUGUCAUGCAGACCA
Messenger RNA from Nannospalax galili (Upper Galilee mountains blind mole rat), 840 nucleotides. It is a transcript of the gene Fdx2, whose product is annotated as ferredoxin 2. Gene Ontology annotation, cellular component: mitochondrion. Gene Ontology annotation, biological process: positive regulation of oxidoreductase activity; P450-containing electron transport chain. The coding region runs from base 38 to 565 and encodes 175 amino acids. The record is from RefSeq and is a predicted model, not a curated record. Gene Ontology annotation, molecular function: 2 iron, 2 sulfur cluster binding. Lineage: Eukaryota; Metazoa; Chordata; Mammalia; Rodentia; Spalacidae. The transcript is spliced from 5 exons.